This is a messenger RNA of Hylaeus volcanicus, 2708 nucleotides long. Its product is annotated as DNA helicase MCM8-like. NCBI's taxonomy places the organism in Eukaryota, Metazoa, Arthropoda, Insecta, Hymenoptera, Colletidae. Bases 75 to 2447 code for a protein of 790 amino acids. The record is from RefSeq and is a predicted model, not a curated record. Gene Ontology annotation, molecular function: single-stranded DNA binding; ATP binding; single-stranded DNA helicase activity. Gene Ontology annotation, cellular component: nucleus; MCM complex. The transcript has 14 exons.
UUUAAUGAAAGUUAGAGACAUAUAUAUUGAACUAAUCAUAUUUAUUCUAUUUACGAUAAUAAAUAUUUAUAAUAAUGACCAGUAAAAAACCAGAAGAUUUUUAUAAAAGAAAGUGGUAUUUAAAUAAAAAGAAAUCAACUAAAAACAAUAAGAAAAGCAAUCAAAAUACUGAAAAGAUACAAAAAUCUUUAAAUACUAUAGAGUCAAAUAAUGUAUUAAAUAUAUAUGACGCUUAUGUGAAUUUCAAUAUUCCUUAUUAUGGAUGGAAAUUAUUUUUUUGCGAUGAAGAAUAUGAAAGUAAUUCAGACACCGUUAAAAAAAUUCAAGCAAUUGAAGGCUUCAUAAGUAGGCAUCAUCGUUUGUCUUCUUUACUUUCAUUAGAAACUUUAGAAAAUGAAACAGUUUUUAUGAUCGACAUGUGUGAAAUACACAGUGACAUGAUUUUUUUAAACGAAUGGCCAGAUUUUCAGAAAAACUUAUAUGAGAACCCAAUACAUACGUUAAACUGUUUUAAACUUGCGAUGCAUCAGAAAAUAGUAGGUACAAUAUCUAAAGAAAAUUUGAAAACUUCUAUGAACAUUUUGAGUACGUUAUCUACUAUUAGAUUGAAAAUAUUAAAUUAUCAGCAACUUGUAUGUUUGCAAGACCUGAAAGCUAAUUCUUAUGGGAAGUUAAUAUCUGUUCGAGGUUGUGUAAUAAGAGUAGGUCGUGUUAAACAUCUUGCGGAUUGGAUUGUAUUUGUUUGUCGUAAAUGUAAUUUACAAAAAAUAACAAAACAGCCACAAGGAAUUUAUACAAUCCCCAAAAAAUGUAAUACAUGUGGUAUAUCUAAAUUUAGACCUGUAUUAGAUUCGGCACAAGUGAAAAGUGUUUCCUUUCAGACGAUUAAAAUACAAGAACUUCUGAAUGAUGAACAGAAUAAUAAAGGUAGCAUGCCUAGAGUACUCGAUGUUGAAUUAAUGGAUGAUUUAGUUAAUAAUUGUAUGCCUGGAGAUGAUAUUACUCUAACAGGAAUUAUAAAGGGGACUAAUAACACUAAAAUGCGUAAUAAGAUUUUAUUUUCUUUGUACAUGGAAGCCAUCACCAUAAUUAAUAAUAAACAGAGAUUUCAAGCUAAAAACAUUGUGGACAAUGAAAUGUCAAUAAAGGAUUAUUUAGCAAUAAAGGAAGUAUAUAAUACACCAAAUAUUUUUCCAUUACUGGUACAUUCACUUUGUCCAAGUAUAUAUGGCCAUGAAAUGAUUAAAGCUGGACUCAUGUUAAGCUUAUUUGGUGGGAAUGCAGAACAUUUAGAAUUACGAGAUAAUAUUCAUACAUUAGUAGUUGGUGAUCCUGGUCUUGGAAAAUCGCAAAUGUUACAAGCAUGUGCGAGAAUUGCUACAAAAGGUGUAUACGUAUGUGGAAAUUCAAGCACAUCUUCUGGAUUGACAAUAACGCUUACAAAAGAAACUAAAACUAAUAAUUUUGCUUUAGAGCCAGGUGCAUUAGUUUUGGCAGAUAGAGGCUGCUGUUGUAUCGAUGAAUUUGAUAAAAUGUCUAAACAACAUGCGGCUUUAUUAGAAUCUAUGGAACAACAAUGUGUAAGUGUUGCAAAAUCAGGAAUAAUUUGUUCUCUUCCAACAAGGACUACAAUUCUUGCAGCUGCUAAUCCAAUUAAUGGUCGAUUUAAUAAAAGUAAAAACGUACUGCAUAAUUUGAAGAUGAGUCCACCUCUUUUAUCACGUUUUGAUUUAGUAUUUUUAUUAUUAGAUGAGCCAAAUAAGCAUAUAGAUGAUUUAUUGUGUAAACAUGUUAUGUCAAUCCAUAACGGUUCAAGUACAAUUAAUAAAACACAGACAAAUACAUCUCAACACACAGAUUUAUCAAAUGCAGUUAUAUCUUCAUUAAGGGACAGGCUUACAUCUUCUAUAACUGAAAACAUUAAUGCCAUUCCACAAUCAGUCCUGCGAAAAUACAUUUCAUAUGCACGACAGUAUGUCAAGCCAAAGUUGACUAAAGAAGCAGCUGCAAUAUUACAAAAUUAUUAUUUAGAACUUCGCAGUAAAAAUGAUAAAUUUAGUGGUUUGUCUGUUUAUAAUAGACAAUUAGAAGCAAUGAUAAGAUUAACCGAGGCUAGAGCAAAGUUGGAGUUACGCACACAAGCGACUGAAUCAGAUGCUUCAGAUGUAAUAGAAAUUUUACAAUAUGCAUUUAAUAAUACUGUUAAUAGUAAGCAGUCACAAACUAAUAAGAAAGUAACUGACAGAAAAGUUAAAGAAUUUAUACAAUUAUUACGAAAAGAAACAUUUUUUGAUAACAAAAAAACAUAUUCUACAAAAAGAUUACGUGAAAUUGCAAUUGAUGGAAAAAUUAUGGUGGACGAUUUUUCUCAGUUGGUUUCAAAAUUAAAUGACAAUGGGAUUUUAUUAAAAACUGGAAGUAACACUUUCAAAUUUAUUCCGGACUAAUAAUAUUCUAAUUUUUAUCUAUACGUACAUUUACUGUAAUUUAAAAGAAGAAAUAUAUGUUAUUUUAAGAUUAAUAAUUAAUUUAAGAACGUUAUAAUAUAUGUUAAUUUAAUUUUCUAUACAUACAAACUACAAUUUAUUAAAAUUAUAUAUUUUAUAGAUUAUUUUUUGUUUAUUUCGAGUUUUACUGUAUUUUGCAUAAUUAUGAUAAGAUCAUUUCAUAUUAUUUAUAACAUUAUAUAAUGUAAAUUUCUAUUAAAA